AUGGUGGCUUAUAAGAAACCAAACAGAACGAAACAAUCGUUACCUGGGUUUGUUGCAAAGGAUAACAUUAAGAAGAAAAAAUUAGCGACUAUGGUAAGAAUCACUUUUAUCUGUCGGAGUUUAUGUCAAAUAUGUCUCAAAACACUCAACAAAGGUUCAAAGUCUUCUUCAAAAUCGCCUCGCGGUCGAAAACGUAGAACAGUUCCUAGAGAGUUAGAUUUUACAGGAUAUAACCCUAUUAUGGUGGUUGAGCAUCCGGAAAAACAAAAAGUGGCAGUAAAAGGUGCAGACUACAAUGGAGAACAGCUUUACUCCAUGUUAGAAGGGUCGGUCAAUAUUGUAGAUGAGUUGGCACAAGAACUUGUCGUUGAGUAUGAGCGUAAAACUGUGGCAAAUUAUGGCAUUGACAAAAAAGAGCUUGCACGAAUGACUGCAGAAGAAUUGAGGGAUUAUGCCAAAUUUUUUGCAGCCGAAAUUAAUCACCACCAACUUAACGACCGUGACUCUCAACUAGUGUGA
Messenger RNA from Paraglomus brasilianum, 519 nucleotides. The record is from the annotation of a GenBank genome assembly. Lineage: Eukaryota; Fungi; Glomeromycota; Glomeromycetes; Paraglomerales; Paraglomeraceae.